AUGGCGGCGCUACAGGAGUGGCGGUCUACCUUUUCCAGUGAUGACUCUUUCACAUCCAACGGCAGCACGGCCUCCGCAAUUGCUUUCCACUAUAUGGUUCUUCUCCUCGUGGAGGACUUAUGUUACCAGCUUCAGGUGCCGUGGCCACCAUCUCUAUCCCCACCCUCGCCCGUCCCUCUGCAAAGUCCGAUCUCGCAGAACGAGCCGCUAGGUCUGUCCGAGCGCGCACAACAAAAACACAGCCUCGCAGCCGCCAUCGUUCACCUAGCGCAGGGAUCCAUAUCGCCUGAUACCGGUAUAUAUGGAAUCCUUCGCUUCAUUAUGCCGCUGCAUGUGGCGCACGAUAAUAUCCUUCCGGGGAGCCCCGACCAGCAAGCCCUACACUACCUGAUGAAUACCGUUAUGGCUGGCCAGCAUGGGUUUCAGAUGGCGAGGCGGUUUUGGGGGCAGUAUACGUCUUUUGCGGAGUCCCUCUCCACGCCCUGUCAGACUAGUGAGGAUCUCCAGAGCUAA
Messenger RNA from Aspergillus melleus, 513 nucleotides. RefSeq lists its product as uncharacterized. NCBI's taxonomy places the organism in Eukaryota, Fungi, Ascomycota, Eurotiomycetes, Eurotiales, Aspergillaceae. The transcript has a single exon. Bases 1 to 513 code for a protein of 170 amino acids. The record is from RefSeq and is a predicted model, not a curated record.